This is a messenger RNA of Manduca sexta (tobacco hornworm), 1387 nucleotides long. RefSeq names its product 3'(2'),5'-bisphosphate nucleotidase 1. The record is from RefSeq and is a predicted model, not a curated record. The coding region runs from base 296 to 1336 and encodes 346 amino acids. NCBI's taxonomy places the organism in Eukaryota, Metazoa, Arthropoda, Insecta, Lepidoptera, Sphingidae. Gene Ontology annotation, biological process: phosphatidylinositol phosphate biosynthetic process. The transcript has 6 exons. Gene Ontology annotation, molecular function: 3'(2'),5'-bisphosphate nucleotidase activity.
UAUAAUGUUUCCUACCUGAGGUCUCACGUAAUUCACCAAUAGCUAGGUAAUAAUAAGAAUAGAACAUUUUCAAAUCAUGAAAACUGCUACUAGUUAUUGCUUCAAAAGCGCUUUUUGACAACAAGUUGCUAAACGCACCGACCAUCUCUAAAGUUUGAUAAUUAAAUUUGACGUUUGUGGCAAUGAAAAUUCGUGAACUUGAAGGCUAUAAGAACGACAAUUUCCGUAAUUCUUGUUCAAAACUUUCAAAUUGCUUUUACUACAGGUUCAGUUUUAGUACGUUUUAUAAAUAAUAAUGUCUACUAGCAUUCCGUUAAUUGUUAGAAUCUUAGCUUCAUCUGUAUCAGUAGCAAACAGGGCAGGGAAAAUAGUUCGUGAUGUUAUGAACAAGGGAGAAUUAGGCAUAGUGGAAAAGGGUAAAGAUGACUAUCAAACAGAAGCUGACAGGUCAGCUCAGAGAUGCAUUAUUGCGUCACUUGCAGCUUUGUACCCUAAACUAAAUAUAAUUGGUGAAGAAGAUAAUGCUAAUAAUGUGGGUGAUGUAUCCAGUGACUGGUUGGUUGUUGAUGCUGACAAAGAUGUAUUGUCAUUACAAUGUCCUGUUCAUCUUCAAAGUGUCAAGGAAGAAGACAUUGUUGUUUGGGUAGACCCUCUAGAUGGAACUUCAGAAUAUACACAAGGUGCCCUAAUGUUGAAGAAAGAUCCAUGGGAAAGGUGGAAAAUGUAUUUAACUCAUCCUUUUAUUAGUAUGAAGUGGUAUUUAAGUUUACUCCAAAACAAUUAUGGGUUCCUUGAACAUGUGACAGUUUUGAUUGGCAUAUCUGUUAAUGAAAAGCCUAUUGCUGGUGUUAUUCAUCAGCCUUAUUAUAAAAAUACUGUAGGGGAAGAUGUGAAGGUGGGCAGGACUAUUUGGGGACUUCAAGAUGCAGGUGUAGGUGGCUACACUCCUGCACAACCCCCAGAUUCACUAAUCAUCACUACAACAAGAAGCCAUUCAAAUCCAUUAGUGGAAGCAGCACUACAAGUCAUGAAUGCCUCAAAAGUAUUAAGAGUAGGAGGUGCUGGUUAUAAGGUAUUGCAGUUAUUAGAAGGAAAAGCUUCAGUGUAUGUUUUUGCCAGCAGUGGAUGUAAGAAAUGGGAUACAUGUGCUCCAGAAGCCAUAUUAUCAGCAGCAGGAGGCAAACUUACUGAUAUACUUGGAAAUUUUUACAAGUAUGGUGCUAAUGAAUCAAGACCAAAUAAAACUGGAGUACUUGCGGCUGUUAACAAUGAAUUACAUAGCUAUGCUGUGAAUAAAAUACCACAAGAGUUGAAGGAUGCUCUUGCAAACAAAUAGUUUGCAGUUGUAAAUAAAGAAUGUAAAUAAAAGAUAAUUAUUUAAACCAAA